GGCUGGGCACCACUGCAUCUUUGUCCUCCGUUUCUUUACGCCGAGCGGGUGGUCCGCCAGCAUUUUCUGAUCGGUGUCCCGGGCGGGGGGCGGCGGCAGAGGCCGGUGCGGGGCGCACGGCAGAGGCGGCCCUGCGUGCUGCACGCCGCGUCCAGGGCGCGCCCGCCGCUAUCCAGUUUCCCGGGCUCGUCAGCAGGCGCGGUGUGCGGCGCGGCGCGGGCGCUCACAAAGGGCUGCGGCGGCGGCGGCGGCCUCGCGGACCGAGCCGGUGGGGGCGGCCGAACAACCGCGCAGCCCUGUGCCCGGGCCAGAGUCCGAAAGAUUUAAGCGCUGCUGAAGCUCGCGCGGGCACGCACGCCUGCCGCCAAGGCCAGGACCGUCCUGCGGAUGGCCGAGAGUCCUCUGGGGCCUGGAGAUUCGGGCGGCUGCCUCCCGGUGACGAUGGCUGCGUGAGCGUCCGCCAUGGCCAACCGCAAGCGGCAGAGCACAGCGAGCAGCAUGCUGGAGCACCGCGCGCGGCCGGGCCCCGGGCCCCACGGGCAGGAGCCCGAGAGCCAGGACGCGGAGCUGCCGCUGGAGGCCUACGCGCCUCCGGGCCUGGACCUGGCCGCCCUGCGGCCCGAGAGCCCCGCCCCCCUGGCGCAGGACGGCCUGGCGCACAGCCCGGACGGGGACUCCAGCUCCGACUACGUGAACAACACCUCGGAGGAGGAGGACUACGAUGAGGGCCUCCCCGAGGAGGAGGAGGGCGUCACCUACUACAUCCGCUACUGCCCAGAGGACGACAGCUACCUGGAGGGCGUGGACUGUGACGCGGAUGCAUACCUGGCCCGUGGCGCACGCCCCCUGGACACGGAUGAGUGCCAGGAGGCGGUGGAGGAGGAGUGGACGGACUCGGCCAGCCCGCACCCCUGCGGCCGUCUCCCGGUCCCCGAGGACGAGGCCUCCGAGUUGGGGGCCGCGGACCAGGAGGACGGCUUGCCCUACGGCCCCGGCGAGGAGGCCUACCAGGACUACUACGCCCCGGAGGCCAACGGGAACGCGGGCGGCGUGUCUCCCUGCCGCCCGAGGCGCGGCGCCGGCGACUCGGAGGACCAGGAGGAGGACAUCGACCAGAUCGUGGCCGAGAUCAAGAUGAGCCUCAGCAUGAGCAGUAUCGCCAGCGCCGGGGAGGCCAGCCCCGAGCACGCGCCGGUGCGAGGCCCGGAGCCGGGGCCCGGGGCUCCCUCGGAGGCCUGCCGGCCCGGGGAGGCCAGCCGGGGCCCCAGCAGACACGAGGGGAGGCCCAAGUCGCUCAACCUGCCCCCUGAAGCCAAGCUCCCUGGGGACGCCCAGAGAGGCUUCAAGACCAAGCCCAGGACCCCUGAGGAGAGGCCACAGUGGCCCCCAGAGCAGGUCUGCAACGGCUCCGAGCAGCCCCGGAAGCAGCAGCGCUCCGACCUCAACGGGCCCGCGGACAACAACAACCUCCCGGAGACGAAGAAGGUGGCCUCCUUCCCCAGUUUUGUGGCUGUUCCAGGGCCCUGCGAGCCAGAGGACCUCAUCGACGGGAUCAUCUUCGCAGCCAACUACCUGGGGUCCACCCAGCUGCUCUCGGAGCGGAACCCUUCCAAAAACAUCCGGAUGAUGCAGGCGCAGGAGGCCGUCAGCCGGGUCAAGAGGAUGCAGAAAGCUGCUAAAAUCAAGAAGAAAGCGAACUCUGAGGGGGACGCGCAGACCCUGACCGAGGUGGACCUCUUCAUCUCCACCCAGCGGAUCAAGGUGUUGAAUGCGGACACACAGGAAACCAUGAUGGACCACGCCCUGCGCACCAUCUCCUACAUCGCGGACAUCGGCAACAUCGUGGUGCUGAUGGCCCGGCGCCGCAUGCCGCGCUCGGCCUCGCAGGACUGCAUCGAGACCACGCCCGGCGCGCAGGAGGGGAAGAAGCAGUACAAGAUGGUGUGCCACGUGUUCGAGUCCGAGGACGCCCAGCUGAUCGCCCAGUCCAUCGGCCAGGCCUUCAGCGUGGCCUACCAGGAGUUCCUGCGGGCCAACGGCAUCAACCCCGAGGACCUGAGCCAGAAGGAGUACAGCGACAUCAUCAGCACCCAGGAGAUGUACAACGACGACCUCGUGCACUUCUCCAACUCCGAGAACUGCAAGGAGCUGCAGCUGGAGAAGCUCAAGGGUGAGAUCCUGGGCGUGGUGGUGGUGGAGUCCGGCUGGGGCUCCAUCCUGCCCACCGUCAUCCUGGCCAACAUGAUGAACGGCGGCCCGGCCGCCCGCUCCGGGAAGCUGAGCAUCGGCGACCAGAUCAUGUCCAUCAACGGCACCAGCCUGGUGGGGCUGCCCCUGGCCACCUGCCAGGGCAUCAUCAAGGGUCUGAAAAACCAGACGCAGGUGAAGCUCAACAUCGUCAGCUGCCCACCGGUCACCACGGUCCUCAUCAAGCGGCCAGACCUCAAGUACCAGCUGGGCUUCAGCGUGCAGAAUGGAAUUAUCUGCAGCCUCAUGCGGGGAGGCAUCGCCGAGCGAGGGGGCGUCCGUGUCGGCCACCGCAUCAUCGAGAUCAACGGGCAGAGUGUGGUGGCCACGGCCCACGAGAAGAUCGUGCAGGCGCUGUCCAACUCGGUCGGCGAGAUCCACAUGAAGACCAUGCCCGCCGCCAUGUUCCGGCUCCUCACGGGCCAGGAGACCCCGCUGUACAUCUAGGUCCCACGGAGCAGGGGCCGGACCUGCCCCCGCAGCCCACCUGAGGCGGCUGGCUCCCCGAGGGGCGCCCUCGCCCCCCCUUUUCCUGACACGAGGGGCGCGUCUGUCCGAGGAGCGUCGCAGGAGCCCGUCUCCACGGAGCAGCCCA
Molecule: messenger RNA, 2842 nt
Organism: Phyllostomus discolor (pale spear-nosed bat)
Lineage: Eukaryota; Metazoa; Chordata; Mammalia; Chiroptera; Phyllostomidae
Gene: APBA2
Product: amyloid beta precursor protein binding family A member 2
Exons: 14
Coding region: 463-2694 (743 amino acids)
Biological process (GO): chemical synaptic transmission
Cellular component (GO): cytoplasm; dendritic spine; plasma membrane
Molecular function (GO): protein binding; amyloid-beta binding
Source: RefSeq, a predicted model, not a curated record